CGUAUUUUCUACCAUUUUGUUGUGGCUCGAAAGUGAACCCAAAACACCAACAUAACAACAACACCCCCCCAUACCAGAAGAGCCGACUCUAGAGCUUUGCCAUUAGAGCUUAAGAUGGUUGGUGGGUUGAGUGAGAAGGGGGUAGACACAUGAAGCCGCAAGAAUCCGAGCCCAAGGAAAUGGUGGGGGGCUGCUGCGUGUGCUCGGACGAGAAUGGAUGGACGGAGAAUCCCCUCGUGUACUGCGACGGCCAAGGAUGCAAUGUGGCCGUUCAUCAAGCCUGCUAUGGCAUAGUGACAGUGCCGACGGGGGCAUGGUUCUGCCGCAAAUGUGAGAGUCAAGAAAGGGCUGCAAGGGUUCACUCAGGCGGGAGGCGCAUUUUUUCGCAGAGGUGCGAACUGUGCCCGAGUAAAGAUGGGGCCCUCAAACGCACUGACUCGGGCGGUUGGGCGCACGUGGUGUGUGCGCUCUACAUCCCCGAGGUGCGCUUCGGUAAUGUCACCACCAUGGAGCCCAUUAUGCUCCAACUCAUCCCACAGGAGAGGUUCAACAAGUCUUGCUACAUCUGUGAAGAGAGUGGUAAGGAGAGUAGAGCGAUAAUUGGCGCAUGUAUGCAAUGCAACAAGUCUGGCUGCAAACAACACUUCCAUGUGACUUGCGCCCAGUCCAUGGGGCUCCUGUGUGAAGAAGCGGGCAACUACCUGGACAAUGUGAAAUACUGUGGUUACUGCCAGUACCACUUCUCCAAGCUGAGGAAAGGAAGUCAUGUCAAGACCAUUCCCCCGUACCGUCCUGUUCCCCUUGAGGCAGGAGGGUCAGAUGAAGAGAAGUCAUCAGCAUAUGAGUCUCGGGACCCUAAGAUGAAGAAAAGGACAGGGCGUCCACCAGGAGGGAGCAUCAAGCCAUCAAGUCGUGAGGGAGGGGGGAAAGUGGGGGACAUGAUGGCUUCUGCUAGUGGGAACUCUGGCUCUAGUGGUUCAGGGGACAGGCAUGACCGGGGUCAAGCGGUUGGAUCUGAUGGCCUCUCAGUGACCCCAGGGAGCUCAGGGGUUACCCUUUCCACUGGCUCAAACUCCAGUAUUCUACAAGGAAAAGUGGAAAGUGUAGCUAAAAUGUCUGAAUCCAGUCCCAUGAACAGUGCUUCCCAGGCUGUCAGUGUGGCCAAGUCGACGGCUGCCAUCACCGUCAGCGCAUACAGCUCAAACUCCUCUUCCAGUGCUCCCCCCCUCCUAACCUCAUCUAACUCCUCUUUCUCUACCUCCCUCACAUCCGUGUCCACCUCCUUCUCCCAGGUGGUCCCCCCUUCCACCACCACCUCCACUUCCUCCACCCCUGCUGCCUCCUCAAACACAUCUUCAUCAUCGCUCUCAUCAGCAGUGACCCUCUCAUCACAGAGUGCCCCUGUGCAAAGCUUGUCAUCCUUACAAAUCACCCCUGUGCCAUCAUCUGCCAUCACUAGUGCCCCCUCCCUCAGUCGUCCCAAGGUCCCGGAGGCACCCCCUCAUGUCCCUGUGUCCGGGUCCCAUGAGAGUCCCAGCCAGCUGUCGGCAGUGGCCAACCCCCCCCAGGCCAACAGCCAGGCACAUGUGCCAGUACAAAGUGAAGUUAGCAAGGACAAGCAGCAGGAGCACAACCGCAAGCUGCGGCGGAACGGGCCUCGCACACCCAGUGGGAAUAGCAACUUUGGGGACACAGAGUCCAUUGUCUCGAAUGAUGAUGCUCAGUCCAGUGAUCUUGUGCUAAAUAUAUGUGAGGAAAAGAACCUUAGUGCAGAAAAGGAAUCAAACAAAGUGCCAAGUAAACCUGUGGACUCCUCAGAUGAUGGUGGAAGUCUAAACGUACAGUUCACACCCAAUGUUUCUACGCUCUCAUCAAAGGCGAGCGACCCUUUUACGCCAACUGUUGCUGAUUUUGCACCUAACGAAAAUGUCAAGAGAGGAAGGACGAGUAGUCAGGACAGAGGUCGGAGAGCCAAGAGAGGCAUGAAUAAGCGAGGCCGUCCGGGUGGGGGUCGUGAUGGUGGAGGUCGUGAUUCUGGAGCAUCAUCACCCGACUCCUUCACCUCUGAGUCGGCUCCCCAGCCCAAACGGGGGAGGAAAAAGACAGAGAGUAAAGACAACCUGACAACUGUCAUCACCAAUGGUGUUGGCGCCAACACACUCCUUCUUGGAAACCAGCUGAACCCAGCAUCUGCAGUUGCUCAAAAGAUGACAGACACUUUACAUGCAGAACUUGAAGCACACUCCAUAUACAAGGAUGAGGAAGAAAAGAUGACCAAUCUCCUGGUUGGUCCAGCUAUACCAGGGAAAAAGGAGAAUCCGAAUGGGAGUACAAGUGCUGCGAAUAGCCAGCCGCCUCCAUUCCCGCAAAGUCUGGAGCAGUUACUAGAAAGACAAUGGGAACAAGGAAGCCAAUUUCUGAUGGAGCAGGCACAACAUUUUGACAUUGCGUCAUUGCUGUCAUGCCUGCAUCAGCUGCGCCAGGAGAAUGUCAGGUUGGAGGAGACAGUGAGCUCUUUGAUAGCCCGCAGAGACCACCUCCUGGCUGUCAACGCCCGCCUCUCCGUGCCACUCAACUCUCCCUCGACGGCUAACGCCAACGCUUCAUCCAAUGCCAACCCAGCCCCCUCCUCUGUGUCAGGCUCCUCCUCCUCCUCCUCCUCCUCAUCCUCAGCUCCCCCUCCCCAGCCACCCUCAGCAGCAACAGCCCAUGCCCCUAACCCCAGACCCCCCAGCAGUGGCUCAGCCCCUGCACCCCCACCCCCAAGGCCCCACUCGCAGGGCCACCAUCCCCCAGGAGGCAGCACACAUCCUAGUGGUACCACCCCAGUUGGAGGCAGCUCAGGCCACAGGGGAGCCUCCCCCCAUGACCGGCGUGGCCCAUCACCCCAUGAGAGGAGGGGUACCUCUCCUCAUGAUCGCCGGGGCCCGCCUCCACCCUUACCUGUAGAGAAUGGCCUGGGGGAACCAGAGUAUCGCUAUCGGAGCCCUGGGACAGAGCACAGACAACAGUCCCCGAUGCUGCCUCCUGUGACGCAUAACAAGAUCAGCCCAGUCCAACAUCUUUGA
Penaeus vannamei (Pacific white shrimp) is the source of this 3068-nucleotide messenger RNA. The record is from RefSeq and is a predicted model, not a curated record. NCBI's taxonomy places the organism in Eukaryota, Metazoa, Arthropoda, Malacostraca, Decapoda, Penaeidae.